This is a messenger RNA of Pleurotus ostreatus (oyster mushroom), 522 nucleotides long. It is a transcript of the gene RPB6, whose product is annotated as DNA-directed RNA polymerases I II and III subunit RPABC2. The record is from RefSeq and is a predicted model, not a curated record. Gene Ontology annotation, cellular component: RNA polymerase III complex; nucleus; RNA polymerase I complex. The coding region runs from base 1 to 522 and encodes 173 amino acids. The transcript is spliced from 4 exons. Gene Ontology annotation, molecular function: DNA binding; DNA-directed RNA polymerase activity. Gene Ontology annotation, biological process: DNA-templated transcription. Lineage: Eukaryota; Fungi; Basidiomycota; Agaricomycetes; Agaricales; Pleurotaceae.
AUGUCCGACGACGGCUACGGAGGCGGCGGGGCAGGGGACGACUACGACUACGACGGCCCUGGGUACCAAGAAGAUGCCAUCGAUGAGCAAUAUGAUCUUCUCGCGAACGACCUUGGUGAGGGCGAACCAGGCCGUGAAGGUGAAGGCGCGAAUGGCGUAGAGGGGGCCCAAGUCAAUGGUGUCAAUGGUGGGGAACACGACCAGGAGAUGGCAGGCGGGGACGGGCCGCAAGAAGCAAAUGGAGGGGGAGGAGGUGCCGGACUGACUGGAGAACGGCAACCCAACAAAGUGCGCAUCACGACACCAUACCUCACAAAAUACGAGCGUGCUCGAAUACUGGGCACCAGGGCUCUGCAGAUAAGCAUGAACGCCCCGGUACUUGUUCCCCUGGACGGUGAAACAGACGCUCUCGAAAUCGCCAUAAAAGAACUAUCCCAACGGAAAAUCCCCCUCAUCAUACGUCGUUACCUUCCAGACGGCAGUUUCGAGGACUGGAGCGUAUCCGAGCUUAUCACUGAUUGA